UUGGUGGGGUUUCGCGAGAGAAAGCUGGCGGGAGGGAGAACCUGCGGCGGUCGCUGCCUGUAGGGCUCUGCGAGGCCGUGACGUCCGCGGAGGCGGGGCCCGCCGGGCGCAGAAAUGUUUUUCCUGCAGGACCCAAGUUUCUUCAGCAUGGGGAUGUGGUCCAUUGGGGCAGGCGCUCUGGGGGCUGCUGCCUUGGCACUGCUCCUGGCCAACACAGAUGUGUUUCUGUCCAAGCCCCAGAAAGCAGCACUGGAGUAUCUGGAGGACAUUGACUUGAAAACACUAGAGAAAGAACCAAGGACUUUCAAGGCAAAGGAGUUAUGGGAAAAGAAUGGAGCUGUGAUUAUGGCUGUGCGGAGGCCAGGCUGUUUCCUCUGUCGAGAGGAGGCUGCAGACCUGUCUUCCCUGAAACCCAAGUUGGACGAGCUGGGCAUCCCCCUCUACGCAGUGGUGAAGGAACAUGUCAGGACUGAAGUGAAAGACUUUCAGCCUUACUUCAAAGGAGAAGUCUUCCUAGAUGAAAAGAAAAAGUUCUAUGGUCCACAAAAACGCAAGAUGAUGUUCAUGGGAUUCAUCCGUGUAGGGGUGUGGUACAACUUCUUCCGGGCCUGGAAUGGAGGCUUCUCUGGAAACUUGGAAGGCGAAGGUUUCAUCCUCGGGGGAGUUUUUGUGGUGGGAUCAGGAAAACAGGGCAUUCUUCUGGAGCACCGUGAAAAAGAAUUUGGAGACAAAGUAAACCUGCUUUCCGUUCUUGAAGCUGCUUCGAAGAUCAAAGCGCAGACUUGGGCUUCAAAGGAAAAAUGAUCACGAGACUGGGGGGCUUGGAUAGCUGUGGGUGCACACCUGUGUUCAUGCAAUGUCAUCUGUUUCCAGCAAUUCCCUGAGGAGUUACAGCUCACUAUACCAUAGUCUCACUAUGGAUUAGUAAUGUCUUUAAGAUUGCUCUCUGUUUAGGCUCAAUAAGGCCAAUAGUCGUAAAACAAGACUGAUAAAAAUGUAAGGAAUCAGUGAUUGUUAUUUUAGUUAAGACCUGGAAAAUAUGAGGCUUAAAGUCACCUGUUGCAGUUCAGUACAGAUGUGUGUGGUGUUUGAGUGCUGUAAUCUGAAAUGAUUUUUUUUUAAUAUUUUAAAAAAUCUAAGAAAAGUUGAGCCUAGGGUAUAGCUCAGUGGUGUGAGUCUAUCCCAGCAUGCACAAGGUGGCCGUAGGUUGCAUCCCCAGCAUUAAAAAAAAAAAAAUGAAGCAAAAUUGAUGAUUGACUUGAAGAUUAGAAAAUGUAAGGCUUUUGGUUUGUCUGUUUCUCUUAAUGGCUAGUAAUACUCAUAUAAAGGGAUUGAUGUAUUAUGGGAUAGUUUGAUAAAGGUAAAUUAUAAAGUGAAAUCUCUGUUUCAUUGUCUUCCCUUCUAGCCUCGGAGAUUUGUUUUUCUAAAAGUAAUCAUUUCUGACUCUAAUAAAAUUAUG
Castor canadensis (American beaver) is the source of this 1459-nucleotide messenger RNA. RefSeq names its product peroxiredoxin like 2A (gene Prxl2a). The record is from RefSeq and is a predicted model, not a curated record. Gene Ontology annotation, molecular function: antioxidant activity. Lineage: Eukaryota; Metazoa; Chordata; Mammalia; Rodentia; Castoridae.